Messenger RNA from Cavia porcellus (domestic guinea pig), 2931 nucleotides. RefSeq names its product histone acetyltransferase p300-like. Gene Ontology annotation, cellular component: transcription regulator complex; histone acetyltransferase complex. The transcript has 3 exons. NCBI's taxonomy places the organism in Eukaryota, Metazoa, Chordata, Mammalia, Rodentia, Caviidae. The record is from RefSeq and is a predicted model, not a curated record. The coding region runs from base 162 to 713 and encodes 183 amino acids. Gene Ontology annotation, molecular function: chromatin DNA binding; zinc ion binding; histone acetyltransferase activity. Gene Ontology annotation, biological process: positive regulation of transcription by RNA polymerase II.
GGAGGAAGUAGGUCACUGGGGGUGGCCUGGGAAGGGGGUGUCUCCUCCAACUCUUCCUGCUCCAUGCUUCCUGGUUAUCAGCAGUUGAGCAGCUCCACUGCCGAGCAGUUCCUGCCUCGGAGCCGGAGCCGGCGGACCGUGCCCUGAAAUUGAUCUGACCAAUGGCCGGGAUGGGUCCGCUUCACUCAAACCAUCCCUGCAGGUCUGCCUGCCAGUUACUCUGCACCUGCUGUGAGUGCAAGAACCAAGUGGAGACACACUGGCACUGCAUGGUCUGCCAGGAUUAUGACUUGUGCGUCUCGUGCUAUAACGCUAAAAAGCAUGACCACCCAAUGGAGAAACUGGGUCUUGGCUUAGCUGCUGACCAGCAGGGUGCAGCCACCCAGAGCCCUGAGGAAUCUCGCCGCCUGAGCAUCCAGCGAAACAUCCAGUACUUGAUCCUAGCCUGCCAGUGCCGGGAUGCCAACUGCCCAUUGCCCUCCUGCCAGAAGAUGAAGCGAGUUGUGAAUCACACCAAGGGCUGCAAGCGGAAGAGCACUGGCAGGUGCCCCGUCUGCAGGCAGCUCAUUGCCCUCUGCUGCUACCAUGCCAAACGCUGCCAGGAGAACUACUGCCCUGUGCCGUUCUGCUUCAACAUCAGGCAGAAGCUCCGCCAGCAGCAGCUGCAGCCCCGGCAGGCCCAGGUGCUGCACCGGAGGAUGGCCAGCGUGUAGGCUGCCAGCUUGGUGGGCCAAAUGUAGGGCCAGCCUUCCCCAGCCCCUGCCACUCCAACUACAUCAAAUGUGCAGCUGCCAAACACUCAGAAGAUGGCCCAGCUCCACCUCUGGUGACCUUCCAACUCCUCUACAGAGUACUCAGCUAUCCUUGGCUGGGCGCCUACCUGCAACAGUAGAAAUAGCAAUGCAGAUUCAGACAGCAAGGAAUAAACAGCGCCAGAUGGCCUAUGGAAGACAGAUGCAAUUCCUGAAACCCCAGAAUUCCCAUGGCCCAAUGGACAUGAGCCCAUCUGUCAUGUCUAGAGGUCCCAGUGGGCAUCUGGAGCCAGGGAUGGGCCCAUAUCGAUGCAGCAGCAGCUCCCUUGGGCCCAAGGAGGACUGCCUCAGCCCCAGCAGCUCCAGUCCGGCAUGCCAAGGCUGGCCAUGAUGUCAGUGGCUCAGCACUGGCAGUCCUUGAACAUGGCUCUACAGCCAGGAUUGGGCCACUGUGUCUCAGCAAGCCUUACAAAACCUCUUGUGGACUCUCAGGUUCCCCAGCUCUCCUCUACAGCAGCAACAGGUACUUAGUAUCCUUCACGCCAACCCCCAACUGUUGGCUGCAUUCAUAAAACAGUAGGCGGCCAAGUACGCCAACUCUAAUCCACAGCCUCUCACUGGACAGCCUGGCAUGGCGCAGGGACAGCCAGGGCUGCAGCCGCCAGCCAUGCAAAGGGUCCACUCCAAUGCAGCCAUGCAGAACACGAAUGCCACACAAGCAGGCGUGCAGAGCUGGCCUGGCCCAGCAGCAGCCUCAGCAGCAGCUCCAGCCGCCCAUGGGAGAGAUGAGUCCCCAGGUGCAGCCAACGAAUGUGAAUCAAUAUGAAUCGUGGCAGUAUGUCUUCCCAGUUCUGGAACAUGUUGACACCACAGCUGAUGAUGUGGUGGUGAUGACGGUGGCAGCAGCAGCAGCAUCACAUGCAACAGGUGCAACAGGGAAAGUGGGACAGGUGGGCCAGCUCCCCCAGGCCUUGGGAGCCGAGGCAGGAGCCAGUCUGCAGGCCUGUCAGCAGCGACUCCUCCAACAGCAGAUGGGGUCCCCUGCUCAGCCCAACCCCAUGAGCCAACAGCAGUGCUCCCAAAGCCCACCCAGUCUGCACACCUCCAAAGCGAUUCCCAGCUCUCUCUCCAAUCAGGUGCUCUCCUCCAGCCUGUCCCUUCUCCAAGGUCAUAGUCCCCUACCCGCCCCGACCCAGUUCUGGGCCCUAACCCCCAUCCCCACAGACCUGGACUCAGCACCGAUGACACACUUGAGUUCAGACCUCCCACACAAUGCACCACGCAUACACCUCAGACAUCUUUUAAUAUUUGAGGAUCAAAAGUUAUUUUCCUUAGUAAGAGUGUUUGUACUGACAACAAUUUUUUUUACAAUCUUUCUUAGCCUAAGGGCCAUUUUCCUUGGAACCCAUAAGAACUGUGCAGUAGGCAUUAGAGGUUUCAAGCAAACUUGUAAGAUGAGCCUGAGGGAUGCUAGCAUACUAACAACAGAUUUUUGCCCUGGCUGCCUCCCCAACCCGUUUCCCCGUACACUGUGGUUUGAGUGCACGCUGGGAGGAGGCUGAGGCCCGAGGCCCCCCUGCUCUUCUGCCUUGCACCCCUACUGGGUUUCCUUCUUCAUUUUAAAUUUAUGAAAAUAUAUAACAUUUAUUACUAUACAGAUAGUUAGCAUUUUCCCCCUAUUUUCCUCAUUUUAUAGAAGUGUGAAAAUUUUCUAAAACCAAAGGGCAAAAGGUGUUAAUAUGAUUAUAAAAUUAUACUUCACAUAUGUAAAUAUAUUAAAAUGCCAUCAUCUCUCUUUUCGAUGCAAAGAUGUUCAUCCUGAUGAAAAUAUUUUUAAAAUUCCUUUUCUACCCUCAAGACAACUUUUUAUAGACCAAAAUAUUUUCUAUUUUAUAAGUCUUAGUGUAAAACUUCAAGUAUUCAAAUAACUGAUAAAAGAUGACUUUUUCAAAAUCAGGACUGGUUGUCAGAUCUACAUUUUAUAUUUUGUGGUUUCUGUUUCUUGAGAGAAGCUUUUUCAUGAUUUUUGCACAUAACAGUAAAAAAAGAAAAAUGAGUAAGAAGGUAAGGAAGGGUUGGAUGGGAUGACUUUCACACCAAGUGUCCCUGCUGGGCUUCUCUUGGCUUGCUUUCUUUUUCCUCCCCUAUUACUGGUUGUGAAUAAACUGUGAGACACACA